UUCCCCGCCGCCUCCUCUCCGCUCCCUUCCGCGCCUUUUCCGCGCCCCUCCCGCCGUUAUGGGGCCGCCCCCCGCCUCCCUGGCGCUGCUGGGGCUCGUCGUCGCCGUCGUCUCCGCCGUCCCGCUGCCUUUGCCCGACGCCGGGCCCCACGUUAACUACGGGUGGGGGGAACCGAUCCGGUUGCGGCACCUUUACACCGCCAGCAAACACGGGCUCUUCAGCUGCUUCCUACGCAUCGGCGGAGACGGGCGGGUGGACGCCGCCGGGAGCCAGAGCCCGCAGAGUCUGCUGGAGAUCCGCGCCGUGGCGGUGCGCACCGUGGCCAUCAAGGGAGUGCGGAGCUCCCGUUACCUCUGCAUGGACGAGGCGGGGCGGCUGCACGGGCAGCUCAGAUAUUCCACCGAGGAUUGUUCCUUUGAAGAGGAGAUCCGUCCAGACGGCUACAACGUCUAUAGAUCAAAAAAACACGGAAUAUCGGUGUCCUUGAGCAGUGCCAAGCAAAGACAACAGUUCAAAGGGAAAGAUUUCCUUCCGCUGUCUCACUUCUUACCCAUGAUCAACACGGUGCCCGUGGAGUCCGCAGACUUUGGGGAGUACGGGGACUACAGCCAGGCCUUUGAACCCGAGGUGUACUCCUCACCACUGGAAACGGACAGCAUGGACCCCUUUGGCAUCACCUCCAAACUGUCGCCGGUGAAGAGCCCCAGCUUUCAGAAAUGACUCUGAUCAAACACACACACACGUUUUUUUAAAGAAAUACUGCAGAAUACUGCAGGGUUGUUUGUUUUUUUAGCUUUUCGUGUAGUGAUAUUUCGAACUUUUUUUGUAUAUUUCAGUACAGAGCCAGCAUUUUCCUUGCCAUGUGUUGUACCUGUAAGAGAUGAGUGCCCAGAGGCUAUUUUGUAGUCGAAAGAAUUGCCUAUCCAUAGUUUUAUUUGGAAAGGGAGAAAGAACCUUUUCAUAAGAAAAGCUUAACAGCUUCAUCAGAUUUCCUCCAUUACUGUGGUGAUGAUAAAAUACUUAUAAUUUUUCUACAUCAACUUCAUCACCAUGUGUGUUCAUCUAUUAUUUCUGCUCAUAGGAGCAAAUGCAGAAAACCUUUUUUUUUUUCCAGUCACAGGGAGGUUAAUGAACUCGUAGCUUCAGGGGCCUUAAAGACAAACACUGGGAACACAACACAAUUAAGGAAAACCUAGCAAAUGUGGUUACACGAACUAGGGUUAACGCUGUUUCUUGAAAAGCUGCUGACAACGUUCUGGGAAAACUUUCUAUUGAAAGCAUACCACUGGAAAAACAAUUCUGCUUGUAUAUUGUGCUUUUUCUUCCCUUAGGAAAUGAGGGAAGGAAAAAUUUCUUCCUUCCCUUAUUGCUAGAGGGUUCUUUGGAAAACUUUGGAUCUUUGAUUUUUUUUUUUUAAAGGCUAAUUUAUGUUCACUGUGGGAUCAGCAUCAUCCAGCAGAGAGUUCCCAUUAACAUUGGUGAGAAUUCAGUGCGCGGUUGGAAGAGUGCACAGAACUAGCAUUUAUGUUCUUGGGGUAGGGAAUGCCCAGCUCAAAUUCAUGUUUAAAUUAAGGUUCUGUCAUAUAUCAGCAUGUGUGUCGUUAGCAAACGGAGAGAAAGACUGCAAACGGAGAGAAAGACUGAAAAUGGAUGAUGUAUAGGUCAAAUCAAUUGCAAAAGAGGUUUUCGUGUUUAACCUUUAACCAUCAGCAAUUCUUUCAAGUCCCUUCCAGGCUCGAUCCUGCAUCUGUGGGAACCAGGGGGGAGACAGUUUAGUGAUUUAAAUGCUGCAGAAGUGGGUCAGCCACGCUGCUCUUCUUGCAGGAAGGGAUUAUGUAUGAGUACCUUGUGGCCAAAACACAGAUGUCUGGUGUCUUCAGUUCUGUUCUCUCAUUCUAAGAAUUUGGUGAAGGAAAAAAGGAAGGUGAAACCAAAGGAAAAAAAAAAAAAGAAGUGAAAAAAGGUACAGGGAUUCUACUUGUUUCCAAAGGUUCUUUUAUAAUAGAUAUUUCUAUACAAAAAAAAGCUUUCCUGGAAAUACUGGUGUUCUUCUGACCUAGCACUUCAUUGCCAAUGCAAUAUUUAUAAUUAAUUUAUUUAAUACAUACACCUGUUUAUUUUGUUACUGUUAUUUAUGCUUGAAAUUCUAUUUAUAUACUCC
Molecule: messenger RNA, 2162 nt
Organism: Calidris pugnax (ruff)
Lineage: Eukaryota; Metazoa; Chordata; Aves; Charadriiformes; Scolopacidae
Gene: FGF19
Product: fibroblast growth factor 19
Exons: 4
Coding region: 59-721 (220 amino acids)
Biological process (GO): animal organ morphogenesis; positive regulation of cell population proliferation; positive regulation of protein phosphorylation
Cellular component (GO): extracellular region; cytoplasm
Molecular function (GO): growth factor activity; fibroblast growth factor receptor binding
Source: RefSeq, a predicted model, not a curated record